CCAAAUGCCUCCAUAUAAAUACAGGGCAGGCUAAUGCCAGGAGUCAGUGAGAGCGUUGCUCAGGCUGUUUAAAAAAAAAUGGGAUCUUCUUGGAUCAAGCACCUUACGCAGGAGUUCACAGUGAAAAAGUUUUCCUUGAAGGCCAGGCAACCACAAUUAAUUCUGCAAUCACAGAUCAACAAGACCACUGUGGUACUGCUUCUGGGGAAUGCAGCAGCUCUAGUGGAGCACAGAUCAGCAAUCCUCUCUCAGGUUGGAUACAUCCCCGCAAACGCCUUGGCAUUGUGUUAGCUGAACAGCUCUGGCCAAGGUGAAGCAGUCUGAAGUCUCAGAGCUGCUCAAGACAUCCUCCGAGAGCACCUCUUGUUCCCUAAAUUGAAGAGUGGAGGAUCCACUCGGUGGUCUGGUUGUUCUAUCGAAUUUUCAUGGCAGCGUACAGCCUGAUCUGGUGCAUCUGCAGUGGCGUCCAGACCAACGAUCUCAAGUGGUUCAUCUUCCUCACCCACCUCACCUAUACCAUGCUCACCACCUACUUCAACUUGGCAUUGGUCAAUUUUAUUUGCUACAUAAUUUUUGGACAAAGGAGGGAAACUCAAAACAUCAAGGAAGCCUCCUUAGCAGAGUUGUCACUCUCCAGCCCAACAGCCACAGAUAUCGAAGGUGGGAGCUCGUCCUGGACAAUGAGGAAAGAAUUCCAUGCGCCGCCUUCAGUGCUGCAGCCCACCAUUAGCAUCCAGUGGGCUCUGCACAACUUGACCUGUGUGACCAGCCUCUAUGUCACCGUCGCUUUCUGGAGCAUUGACUAUGUUCCAGGGGGAGCAGCCCCUGACUCCGUUAACAUCAAUGUGCACGUGGUAAACUCGGUGCUUGUGCUACUCGAGUUGGGCUUGACCGCGGCUCCCAUUCACCUCGCCCACUUCAUCUACGUCCUGCUCUACUGCCUGUCUUUCAUCCUCUUCACCGUUGUUUACUGGGCGAUGGGCGGCACCAACCUCAAGGGGGAGACGUUCAUCUACAGGACGCUAGACUACGGCAAGAACCCAGGCGCUGCCACAGGCUGCAUUGUCGGGAGCCUCUGCAUCAUCAUGCCUCUCCUUCAGUUCCUGGUGUGGAAUCUCCACCUCUUCAGGCGUCGCUUAUCCUUCAGGCUCACGUGCAAGGAUGGCGACGUGUCGCACUGUUAACCCAGCUGUGGAUUGUCCCCCUCUCCAAAAACUGGAUUGCAAAGUUGGGCCCAAACGCAAAAAGGGAAGAGUUAUAACCACGUCAAACCUCAACGUGCAGAAUGGGGCUACAACAUUAUUCAGCCACAUUGUGAAUUCUUUUCUCCAACAUCAUUAGUUUAACCUGCUUUGCCACUGUGCUGUCCUUUAACUGAUCAUGCAUAAAGACUGUUCAGUUUCUAAGCCAGUGUACAUAUGGUGCAAUGGCAUGACUGAAAUCAUAGGUAUUUGUACCAUUGCUUCAAGCAAAGUAAAAGAUUGGAUUUCCUAGAGGUGAAACACAAAGCUGUGUUUAUAAUUUCUCCACAUGACUUAAAGACUUGCAUUGGACUUAAUAAAUGUUAUGGAGUUGGGCUGCUACCAAGAUGCAGCUGAAAUGUCCAGAUGAAGGGUCUUGACCCAAAACGUCGACCGUCCAUUUCCCUUCACAGAUGCUGCCUGACCUGUUGAGUUCCUCCAGCAUUUUGUUUGUUUGACCAAGAUGCAGUCACCCAUUGAGUGAGGCAUGUUUGUAUAUUGGAAAGAGCAGCUGCUGAAGCCCUCUCCACCCCCAGCCUCCACAAGAAAUGUUGCCAAGAAAUUUGGUCAAUGACAGAGACAUUGCCAUUACAAUCUUCUCCACAGCCAGAAGAUACAUAAGCCACAGAGAGCCUGAGCCAAAGCAAGCUAUUCACACCCGGGAAUAUACUACAACCAAAUUAUACUGGACUCUGCCAGCUCGAGAAUUUUGUGGGUUGGCAGACAAACAUGUGCGGGAAAGGAAAACAAUUUCAAAAGGGAAAAAAAAAUACAUAAACAUUGUAGACCUUCCUUAUAAUUGCUUAACGUAGCUUCAAGGAUCAUGCUGCCCUCUACACACAGAAGCAAUAGGAGCAGAAGCGGGCCGAUAGCCACUUGAUCCUGCUUUGCUCCUGGGUGAUCAAUGGCCUCAUCCACUUUCCCAUCCGAUCCCCAUAUCCAAACAUCAAAUAGUAUAAAACAUUGAUGCCACAAAUAACUGGGUCUCUAAACCUCGACUGGGUAGCAGGAUAUCUUAACUGGGAGCCUUCCCCAAUAAACUGAGUGUUCAUUCAUCAGCAAGCUCACCACCGCUGACACAACCUGGGCACCUGAAGUAGCAAGGAGGGAACUGAAAAUGCCUGCCUCGGACAGGUACCCACCAUUCAUGGAACUCACUUUUGAGAGUCAUAUCUGGAGGGUGGAGAACUAGGGGAAUGAAACGCUCACAAUGGAAUUGAAUUUUGUUACAUUGAUUAAUGGCAGACAGGUAUUACUGGCAGGACCACCAUUUAAUGCUCACCCUUACAUGCCAUUGAAAAGGUUGUGGUGAGCCAACUUCUUGAACUACAAUAGUCCUUGUUGUGAGGCUACUUUCACAGUAGUGUUUCACAGCAAAGUCCAAUAUUUAGACCCAGAGACAAUGAAGGAACAGCAAUAUACUGUAUCUCCAGGUCUGCUGAGUGACUUAGAGGGGAAGCUGCAGGUGACCGUGUCCCCAUGCACCUGUUGCUCUUACCUUUCUAGGUGGUGGAUACUGAACAUUGGGAGAGUACAAUAUAUAACUAAGCAGGAGCAGAGAGAAUGAAUCACCUCUGUAAGAAUGUUUUACCAUUGUAUUCUGUCCCCAAUUCCAGGGGCAAUAUUCAUAUAUGUAUCUGGUUCAACUUCCUUUUUGUACCUACAAUACUGUGUACUCAUUUUCAAACAUGUACUCAAUCAUGUUACCACUCAAGUAUAUCAAAUGUUUGUACAGAAUCCUUUAAAGUAUAUUGUAUUAUCAUUCCACAAUCCAAAUUAUGUGCUUCCUAAUAAAUAUUAUA
This is a messenger RNA of Pristis pectinata (smalltooth sawfish), 3043 nucleotides long. Its product is annotated as protein rolling stone. Bases 426 to 1184 code for a protein of 252 amino acids. The transcript has 4 exons. The record is from RefSeq and is a predicted model, not a curated record. Gene Ontology annotation, cellular component: membrane. Lineage: Eukaryota; Metazoa; Chordata; Chondrichthyes; Rhinopristiformes; Pristidae.